AUGUCUACUGAUCUCGAUAACAAUGGACACACAACAACACCACCCGAUAGUGUGCCCGAUGGGGUCAAAGAUCGUGGCCAGUGGUCCAAAGGCAUUGAGUUUCUACUCUCCUGUAUCGCGAUGUCGGUUGGAUUGGGAAAUGUAUGGGGCUUCCCACAUGCUGGAGCAUUUCUAAUACCAUAUCUCAUAUUGUUGUUUAUAAUCGGACGGCCCUUGUAUUACAUGGAGCUGGCGAUGGGUCAGUUCAGUGGCCGCGGGCCCAUCAAAGUGUGGAAAUGCGUGCCGGCGUUCAAAGGAAUUGGUUUUGCGCAAUUAUUCUCUAUAUCAUACGUGAUCAUUUUCUACAACUAUAUCAUGGCAUUAACGCUAUAUUACUUUGUCAUGUCGUUUAAAAAUCCUCUACCCUGGACACAAUGCAAUGAAGAUUACGCGCCCGGUGGCACCUGUAGCGCCAAUACUACCAUGCACAAUUCCGAGGCAACCCAGGCGCCUAUUGGGCAACAACAUAAUUGGGCUGAAAUAUAUUAUUUGCGACACGUGCUAAACCAAUCAACUGGCCUGAAUGACAUGAACUCAAUGAGCUGGCAAAUAGUAAUCUGUUUAAUAUGCUCAUGGACACUCGUCUACCUGAGCAUUAUUAAAGGGGUUAGUUCUAUGGGCAAGGUGGCUUAUUUCACAGCCAUAUUCCCAUACACUGUGUUGAUAGCGCUGUUGGGCGUGACGUUGAGCACCGACGGUGCCAUAGAUGGGGUCAAAUACUUUUUCACACCUCAAUGGGAGAAACUACUGGAGCCAAUCGUGUGGUACAGGGCUGUCGAGCAGUCAUUUUUCUCGCUGGCCGUUUGUUUUGGUACACUAGUUAUGUAUUCAAGUUAUAACGAGUUCAGUAAUAAUGUCUACCGGGAUUCUAUGAUUAUAGCCGUGUUAGACACGUUCACCAGCCUAUUAGCUGGUUGUGUUAUAUUUUCUAACCUGGGUCAUUUAGCAAAAACAACCGGCAAAGAUAUUAAGAAUGUUGUUGAUGGAGGUUUGGGAUUAACAUUCGUGGUGUACCCAGACGCUUUGGGCAAAAUACCUGUAGUGCCCCAGCUAUGGUCAGUAUUAUUUUUCAUCAUGAUGUUCACACUGGGAAUCGGCAGCUCUGUCUCUCAAGUGGAGACAAUUUUGACCGCAAUUAAAGACGAGUUUACCUGGAUGAGACAGAAAAAGGAAAUCUUAGCCCUCGUUGCAUGUGUUAUAUUCUGCUUGUGCGGACUGCCCCUCACCACCGAUGCUGGUACUUAUGUGAUGGAACUGUUGAAAAACUACGGGGUGGGCACCGCUGCCAUAUUUUACGCCAUAUGCCAAAUGGGAGCCGUGUUUUGGGCGUACGGUUUGCGGCGAUUCUGUUUUGACAUACAAUUUAUGCUCAAACGACCGAUUGGCUGGUAUUGGCAAAUCACCUGGGGUCUAAUCGGACCCGUCGCCCUAAUAAUUAUUUUCAUAUACGGAAACGUUGAGAUAGGAAGGGUGGGCAACAGACAACAAGGCAUUCCCGCCUGGGGUACAAGCAUUGGUUGGGUAUUAGCUGUGAUCGCUAUGAUACAGAUACCUCUCUGGAUGAUUAUUACCAUCAAGCAGCAACCUGGCCAUAAUUUACGACAGAAAUUUGUCACCGCGUUUAAACCGGCACCAGAUUGGGGUCCCACCGAUCCCAAGAUAUACCAGGAAUGGCGCGCGUAUACUGACCAGCAUUUUGACCAUAAUGUCUCAAUUAAGGCAUAUAUGCAGGGUGGUCAGCAUAUAUUAACCAGAAUUAACCAAGCGCGUAACGCAAAGCUUGAAAUAUUAAGUUAUCAAAAUAUAUUUCAAGACGAGGCAGCUGAAAUAAGCCAGAAAAUAUACAACAGCUUUCAGGCGGCCACGGUAGAUUUUGCCAACAACAAAUGUCUGGCCAUUAACGAAUUGAGCAUGCGCGAUCAUAUAGAGAACAAUUGUUACGAGCAACUAGACGCGUACAUGGUCAAAGAUUUGUACAAGGACAUUGAUGAUAAUGAUUUGUUUAUUGGCGAGUUUGCAUACUCAAAUUUAGCAUGGCAUACAUACGGCCUGGGUCCAGUUAAUGAGCGUAAUAUUGAAAUGCUCAUUGGGCCUAUUUUUAUCGAAGCCAAAUUACGCUAA
This is a messenger RNA of Medioppia subpectinata, 2160 nucleotides long. NCBI's taxonomy places the organism in Eukaryota, Metazoa, Arthropoda, Arachnida, Sarcoptiformes, Oppiidae. The record is from the annotation of a GenBank genome assembly.